Danaus plexippus (monarch butterfly) is the source of this 2537-nucleotide messenger RNA. RefSeq lists its product as uncharacterized. Gene Ontology annotation, molecular function: metalloendopeptidase activity; zinc ion binding. Bases 450 to 2174 code for a protein of 574 amino acids. Gene Ontology annotation, biological process: proteolysis. The transcript has 6 exons. The record is from RefSeq and is a predicted model, not a curated record. Lineage: Eukaryota; Metazoa; Arthropoda; Insecta; Lepidoptera; Nymphalidae.
GGUACAGUUUCAGCUAAUUAGAUUACUUUACAAAGUUUGCGUGCCUCAGAUAUUGUGGGUCAAUUAAUGAAACCAAGGUUUUGUUCGGUGAUAGAAUAGAUCGAGUAGUAAAUUUAGCAAUUCUUUGUUAGACGGGGCGACUGGCUCGAGCCGUUACCGCUGUAGCGCUGUCGUAAGUCUUCUGCAGUACCGCGUCAACACCUUGUGAAAUAGUCGUAUCUAAGACUAUAUUAAUUCCCGGCCCGCCUCGGUGGGUUUUGUUUCAUAAAAACUUUGCUACAUAGUGCAAAAACUCAAAGUACCUAAAGAAUUCACGCUGGCUGUAUCCAAACAUAGCAAUGUGGUCAUACCGUUAAUACGACACACUUUUUGUCGAAUGUUGUUUUAACUCUACGAACAGUCAAUACUAAUGAAUUAAUGUUUUGUUUUCUCUUAUUAAUAUUUUAAAUAUGAAGUGGUUGUGUUAUGCUGUAAUAUGCCACUUGUGUUCGCUGGGGUGUCUCGCUAUGUCGCAGAGCGAAAUUGAAGAUUUUAGUAAUUUUCUAAGACAAACAUCAAGCCUGGAUCAAAAUUUAAAAAGUCUACCAGAAGGAGAUUAUGAGGAAGAUGUAUCUCUGGACGACGAUCAUCACGCUUGGGAGAAGAGCGGAAAGUUUGAAGGGGACCUCAUUCUAAACGAACGUCAGAGAAGGAUGAUUGUUAACAACGUCGUGGAAGGACUUGCCCGGAACGGUCUAACUGACAGCACUAAGCGUUGGCCGAAUAACGAAGUGAUUUAUUUUAUACAGCCUGACCACUUUUCCGACGAUCAAGUACGUUCAAUACAAAAUGGUAUCGAAGAUUUGGCGAGAGCGUCGUGUGUUAAAUUCAGACCUUACGUGAAAGGAGACGCUGAUGCGGUAGUCAUACAGGGAAGUAAGCGUGGUUGCUUCUCACAAGUGGGUUACCAAGGGGGUUAUCAAAUUCUCAACUUAUCUCGUCGCCAUCCAGCCGACCGAGGUUGCUUCCGCCUUGGGACUGUAGUCCAUGAACUACUCCAUACUCUUGGCUUCUUCCACAUGCAGAGUAGUCCUGACCGCGACGAGUUCAUUGACGUAUUAUGGGAUAACAUAAUAAGACAGGCUCGGCACAAUUUCCGCAAGUAUGAUUCACUUUCGGUUUCGGAUUUUGGAGUUGGCUACGACUAUGACAGCGUUCUGCAUUAUAGCCGUAAAGCUUUCUCUUCAAAUGGUCAAGACACGCUUGUACCUAAGAAUGGCGCUGAUAUUGGACAGAGAAUCGGUCUUUCGGAAAAGGAUAUUGUUAAAUUGAAUAAAAUGUAUUGCGAUGUAGAUGCAGGCGUUAUAUCUCAAGAUAGUAUUUCAUCGUUCGAUAUGGAGAAGAAAAGGAAAGGUGCUAAAAAUAAACCAUUCGUGGGUCAAGGGCUAGGAUAUCAAAAGGGGAAAACUGUUAUUAUAAAACUACCUAAAGCCGAUGAACAGAACAGUCCCAAAAAUCCCGUACGUGGUUAUUUUAGUGAAACAACGCAGACCAUACACCCAACAUUCAAUCUAGAAACUGGCCCUAAAGAAGACACAAUUUUAUAUGACUAUCAGUUUCCUGGACAUAAUAUAAAUGAAUAUAUGUCACUAUUACCGAAAAAGAAAGAAGACCAAGACGACUAUAAAGAAUUAAAAAUAAUCGAUGCGAAUAAUGACGACAAAAGAAAUUCCUACUUCUCAAACGAAGGCUCAAUAGGUGAAUCAGAUAACAGAGAUGUUUUACGAUUUUCACAAUUACCAGCUGUUCUUCAAGAGGAUAAAGAUGAAGUUGAAGAUUCAGCACGAAUAUAUUAUUAUGGUCAAAGUGACAGUUUGUCACCACAUAGCGUACCUAUUAUAGAAAAGCAACAGAUUAAAGCAAAAAAUGCCAAACAUUUAGCUUACCCUCACUAUGAUACCUUAAAUUUUCAACCCAAUAGAUUCUCUGAAAAGGAUUCAGAUUUUUUAUACGGAAAAUCGAAACAAGAUUCACCUCGAAUUCUUCCUUAUAAUCCAUCAAAUGAGUUUGCUGACAGCGAAUGGCAUUUGAAUGAAAAUUAUAAACCUAAUUUUUAUAUACAAGAAGACGGACAAAUUAAACAUGAUAAAUAUGAUUUACCAAAAAUAGGGUAUAAUUAUGAGUUGUUUCAAUAAAAGCGUAGCGAGCUAGUACCAUAGGUACUAUAAACCAUGUGUCACGAAUGGUUUACAGAAUAUAGAGUCUUCACUUUCUUUUUGCAAUAAAUGUAAAUAACAUUUAAAGCGUUGCAGGAAUUAAAGUGAACCAUAGUGUAAAUAAUGGUUUAAGUGUUUUGUUUUUUCUUAAUGGGAACUAAAGUGAAGAUUACAAAACAUAAUUAGUAUAAUGAGAUACUUACCAGUGUUAAUCAGUAUAAUAUAAGAGUAUCAGCUCUGAUAUCGUUUUGUAUUAAGUCUUGUUUACGUUUCAGUUUAUAUGAAAGACGUGUAUUUUUGUUUUAUUGUAAUAUAUUAUAGAUAUUGUUGUUUUGUUUAUAG